This is a messenger RNA of Penicillium vulpinum, 1560 nucleotides long. RefSeq names its product cytochrome P450. Gene Ontology annotation, molecular function: oxidoreductase activity, acting on paired donors, with incorporation or reduction of molecular oxygen; monooxygenase activity; iron ion binding. The coding region runs from base 1 to 1560 and encodes 519 amino acids. The record is from RefSeq and is a predicted model, not a curated record. The transcript has 3 exons. NCBI's taxonomy places the organism in Eukaryota, Fungi, Ascomycota, Eurotiomycetes, Eurotiales, Aspergillaceae.
AUGGCAUAUUCGAUCACUGCUUUGGCGGUAGCAUUUUCCGCUGGUCUUAUCUUCUUCCGAGUAUUCAUUUACCCAGCGUUCCUCUCCCCACUCUCAAAGAUCCCCAAUGUGCACUGGACUGCUUCCAUCUCGCCGGUGUGGAUGCUAUGGAGGCGAUUCACAAGCCGAAACAACCGAACGAUUCAGGCCGCACACGAGAAACUCGGUCCUAUUGUUAGGUUAGGACCAUCAGAGAUCUCAAUCAACUGUGUUGAAGGAGGAAUCAAGUCAGUCUAUGCUGGCGGAUUUGAGAAGCAUGACUGGUAUCCGCGAGUCUUUGCGUCAUUUGGAACAGUGAGCAUGUUUACCAUGACAGGAAGCAAGACGCAUUCAACUCGGAAAAGGAUGUUGUCCAAUAUAUACUCCAAAUCGACUCUGCAAGCAUCCCCUCAUAUGCAGAUAGUUUCAAACACAGUCAUUUUCGAUCGACUGAUGCCGAUUCUUCAAGAAGCAGCAAUAUCUGGCAAAUCCCUCGAUGUGCAUGAUCUCAAUCAGGGACUGACAAUGGACUUUGUCUCCUCCUAUCUAUUCGGUUUGCGGAAUGGCACUAAUUACCUGCAAGAUGAUUCGAUCCGUAAGCACUGGCUUCACCUAUACAUGUGCCGAAAGCCGUUCGAGUUCUAUGCCCAGGAGGUUCCAUAUUUGGAUGGAUGGCUGAGACGGAUUGGCCUUCGCGUGAUACCAAAAUACUGCGACGAAGCCAAUGCAAUGCUUGAUUCUUGGGCUCUGGACCUUUGUGAUAGGGCGGAGGAAAUAAUUUCAGCAACCGAGCCAGGCAUCGAGCCAACUGUCUACAAGCAGUUGAAACAAUCCCUGGACAAGCAUUCCGCAAAGAGUGGAGAAGCAGAGCCAGACAAGGCCCAACAGCGACUCGAUAUUGCCUGCGAGAUGUACGAUCAACUGACUGCCGGAUUUGAAACCAGUGCUGUUGGCCUCACAUAUCUGUUCUGGCAACUGUCCAGGAACCCAGAAAUGCAGGACAAACUCCGAGAGGAGCUUCUCACACUGGAACCCCCGAUUUCGUACCCAAAGACAGCCGAUCUACCGCCAGCGAAGUCAAUUGAUAAUCUGCCCCUGCUGGAGGCGAUCGUGACAGAGACACUGAGACUUCAUGCUCCCAUCCCUGGCAUCCAGCCUCGGGUCACGCCAUCUCCGUCAUGCACUCUGGCCGGCUAUGCAGAUAUCCCACCUAACACCAGAGUAAAUGCGCAAGCAUAUUCACUUCACCGUAAUCCGGAGGUAUUCCCAGAGCCAGAAACAUGGCAGCCAAAGCGUUGGCUGGAAGCUGAAAACCCGCCGGCUGAUCUAGAAGAGAGACGCCGGUGGUUCUGGGCUUUUGGUAGUGGAGGGCGUAUGUGUGUGGGAAGUAAUCUCGCACUGCAAGAAAUGAAACUGGCCGUGGCUGCGAUUUUCACCAAUUUCCGCACUAGCAUUGUCAACGAUGACAAUAUUGAAGCCAUCGAUGCUUACACCGUGAAACCGACAGGCGAUAAACUGAUACUAAAGUUUGAGUCUGUCUGA